This is a messenger RNA of Chlorella variabilis, 663 nucleotides long. RefSeq lists its product as hypothetical. Lineage: Eukaryota; Viridiplantae; Chlorophyta; Trebouxiophyceae; Chlorellales; Chlorellaceae. The record is from RefSeq and is a predicted model, not a curated record. The coding region runs from base 1 to 663 and encodes 220 amino acids. The transcript is spliced from 7 exons. Gene Ontology annotation, biological process: glutathione metabolic process. Gene Ontology annotation, molecular function: glutathione transferase activity.
AUGACUCCCACUGUGUUUUACUUCCCGAUCAGGGGCCGCGCCGAGCCCAUCCGCCUGGCGCUGGUGGCCAUGGGCAUUGAGUAUGAAGAGCAGGCUGUGGACUAUGGCGAGAUGAAGAGCGCGCUGGAAAAGUAUCCGUUCGCCCAGUGCCCUCGGUUUGUGGAUGAGGAUGGAGAUAUCUCUCAGUCCAACACCAUCCUGCGCCACAUCGGGCGCAAGCACGGCUUGUACGGCAAGGGGCUGAAGGAGGCGGCAGAGAUUGACAUGCUGGCAGAUGGCGUGGAGGACAUCAAGCGCAAGUACCUCAGUCUCAUCUACACAGACCAGCUGGCAGAGGAGGCCAAGGCAGCCUACUGGACCGCACACUUCGACCCCGCCACCACCGGCGGCCGCAACGGCGGUGCCCACUUUGCCUACCUCUCCCAUCUGGUGGCAAAAUGCGGCAGCGGCGGCUGGGCGGUGGGCGGCGCUCUGAGCAUUGCCGACAUCCUUCUCUUUGACAUUGUCGACGUGCACCAGCGGGCGUUUGGGGAGGACAAGUUUGCGGCAGCCUACCCAAACUUGGCGGCGGUGUAUAAGCAGGUGGAGGCCAUCCCAGGGGUGAAGGCCUACCUGGAAAGUCCGGGGCGCAUGGCCAAGGUGAACGGCAACGGCCUGGGCUGA